CUGUCUGGGCACGACCCCACCCCGGGGGUCUCUUCCUGACGGUCCUAAGCCCUCCCUAGGCGUGGCCGGCGCCACUAGGAUGCUGGGGCCGGGUGAGCCCGAGGCCUGCCUGAAGAACUUCCGGCCACGGCCUCGCGCGAGGUGACAAGAGGGUGCCUGUAGACGAUGUCGGUAACGACUGGCCCUGUGGGUUGAAGGGUGGUGGAAAAAGGAACGAGUGCGGGGUUACUUGGGUCCUUCCGCAGGCUCUUCCUGAGAGCUUGUCGGUGGCGGUGAACCGGAUCGCAGUGUAGACCUGUGGAGAUCAUGGCAAGAACCAUGUAGGACUUUAUACGCGGAAUGGUUGGUGUGCUGGAGUGACUAUGGGGACACCUGGCGCUACUUUUCAUAAAAGGUCAGGGAAGGCCCCGGAGGAGACAUUGCUCUGAAACCUGAUUGACAGUGCCAGCCAUGGGAAGGAAAGCCGAGGAGUACUUGCGACUGUCUCAGGUGAAGUGUACUGCUCUGUCUGCACAUUCCACAGAAACUAGCAAUGCUGUCAUGUGCUUGGACCUUGCAGCUGCUUGUAUGAAGUGCCCCUUGGACAGGGCUUAUUUAAUUAAACUUUCUGGAUUGAACAAGAAAAUGUAUCAGAGCUGUCUUAAAUCUUUGGAGUGUUUACUGGAUGUGAAUUCAAAUAUUGGAAUAAAAGACCUAGCUGUACAAUUUAGCUGUACAGAAGCAGUGAACAUGGCUUCAAAGAUACUGCAAAGCUAUGAGUCCAGUCUUCCUCAGACACAGCAAGUAGAUCUGGAUUUAUCCAGGCCACUUUUCACCACUGCUGCACUACUUUCAGCAUGCAAGAUUCUAAAGCUAAAAGUGGAUAAAAACAAAAUGAUAGCCAUGGCCGGUGUAAAAAAAGCUAUAUUUGAUCGACUGUGUAAACAAUUAGAGAAGACUGGACAGCACAUCGACAGAGAACUUAGAGAUUUACCUAGUCCUCCACGGAAGAAAAAGAAUACAGUAGUUGAAUCACUGGCAAAAGAAAUAAAGAAAGUAGAAGAAAUCCCACAUAAACCACAGAAAGAUAAAGAUGUGACACAGGAUUAUGAAGAAUGGAAAAGGAAAAUUUUGGAAAAUGCAGCCAGUGCUCAAAAGACUACAGCAGAGUGAUUUUAGUUUUCAGCCUGGGAUGUACUGCAAACCUAUAAUUUACUGCCACCUCCAGGAAGGACUGAGGGCUUUGAGCUUUGUUUGAACUUUUAUACCAAGGAUCCUAUUGGUGUAAUAGCAACGAAGCCAUUACUUGAGCUAAGUUCUGGGCAGUGGGCUGCCCCGACCUAAACAACAUUGGAUCAACUGCAGUGCCUCGCACCUCAGAUCCCCCCAGGGCUGGCUGUUCUACAAUAGGAAAUGGCAGCCGUUUUGCUUUUCUGUUGUGUCUUAAGCUAAAGGCAGUCUCCUGUCCUAUCUAGAAUAUAAGAUUUUACUUAAGUUUUUGUGCAGUUGUUUUGGUUUGACUAUUUUGUACAAUCUGAGUUAAUAAAUAUUUUUUGUGCAUUCA
Messenger RNA from Heterocephalus glaber (naked mole-rat), 1543 nucleotides. The record is from RefSeq and is a predicted model, not a curated record. NCBI's taxonomy places the organism in Eukaryota, Metazoa, Chordata, Mammalia, Rodentia, Bathyergidae.